AUGAGCGUCUCGGGGGCGCCGCCCCGCGCGCAUCACACGCUCGAGGUCUUUGUCGCUGUAGAAGGCAUCUCGAGAGCGUCUGCGGACAAGCGCAUCCGCCAGUCCCUGGCUCGAUGGCGUUCACCCGGCGAGCCCGCCGCCGAUGCCAUGUACAUGGCCCAGUUCCUCUACGCUGUUGACGGAGAGGCGGAAGAGGCGUGGCGCAGCAGCGGCACGUCUGAAGCAUAUGCCGGAGCGUCGGGCAGUGCUGCUGCCGCCCAGAGUGACGCUGCCGAUCGCCUGCGUGUGGCGUCUCUCGCACAGCUUCACAUGCUUCAUUAUGCCGACAGAGAAUGGGCGCACGCCUCCAUCGAAAAGCAGGCCAAUCUUCACUCCGACGACUUUUUCAACACACUGCUCGCGCCGCCGGCCGCGAGUUGGACCGUCGCCGACUUCGCCCUCACUCCCGUCGCCCUUCUCUUCGGCCUCGAGGUCUAUGCGGAUGCGGACCGCCUGCAGCCUCGCCUGGGGCCCAACGCACCGCUCGUGGGGCCGCAGCCGCUUCUCUUCGGGGACGGGCAGCGCCGCGGCCUGCUUGACGCUGGCCGCGUGCGCCUGCGCCUGGGCCAGCAGCCAGAGGUCAAGGUCGACAGCUCGAACGCGCACCUGGUCCUCUCCUCGCUCUCAGCAAUUGCACGCCUCUCGGGCCCGUCCGUCAUCCCCGGCCGUAAUGAGUCGGCGUGGACGCUCAGCAUCACCGAGGACGAACUCAUCGCUUUCGAGGAGGCGAUGCAGAGCGUUGCUGCUCGCCUCGACAGGGCUGCCCAAGUCGGCGACGCUGACUUCGGAGCGAUCCUGACGACGGCGGCCGACAAUUUUCUGCACUUCACUGGCGCGAAGACUGCGAAAGGCGACUUGCGCCAGGCCUUGAGCGAUGAGAGCGAGAGGCGUGGCCGCGGGCGCAGCCCCCACGGCUCUUGGCAGGUCCGCGCGGGCGCACUCGGCGCCGAGCAUCUCAUAGAGUGCGACGCAGCGCAUCUCAUCCCGGCGUUCAUCGGAGGCGCGCUCUUCGAAGACGCCCAAGCCGCGCUUGCCGCGCGCUCACAGCGCUUCGGUAAAGAGGAGCUCCCCGGCGAUGGCCGCGCACCUCGUCUCGGCUUCCUCGACCCGCGAGUCGGCAGUCUGUGCCGCACAUCGGACGCCGGCAUCAAUGCCGCACACAACGGCCUCUUCCUGAGCAGGUGCCAGCACGCGCUCUUCGACAUGCACGUCUUCUUCGUCACGCCGUCGAGAAAUGUCGUGCACAGUGAGUAG
Molecule: messenger RNA, 1293 nt
Organism: Tilletiopsis washingtonensis
Lineage: Eukaryota; Fungi; Basidiomycota; Exobasidiomycetes; Entylomatales
Exons: 1
Coding region: 1-1293 (430 amino acids)
Source: RefSeq, a predicted model, not a curated record